This is a messenger RNA of Plenodomus lingam JN3, 999 nucleotides long. RefSeq lists its product as uncharacterized. The record is from RefSeq and is a predicted model, not a curated record. Lineage: Eukaryota; Fungi; Ascomycota; Dothideomycetes; Pleosporales; Leptosphaeriaceae. Gene Ontology annotation, molecular function: pectate lyase activity.
AUGCAGCUUGUCACUUCACUCUUCCUGCUGGCGGCAUCUGUCGUUCAUGCAUCCCCAACCCCAGUCUUGAAGGAGGAAGCAGCAAAGGUGCUUGCGAAGAGAGCAUCAAUCACAGAUGCUGCCAGCGUCGGCUACGCAACGCUGAAUGGAGGCACCAAGGGUGGCGCUGGUGGACCUACAACCACCGUCAGCACUCUGCCACAACUAUCCGCGGCAGCCAUUGCCGAGGGCCCUCUUAACAUUGUUGUUCAAGGUGCCAUUAACGGGGGCGCAAAGGUCCAAGUAGGAUCGGACAAGACCAUCAUUGGCAAGAGUGGCAGUUCCUUGACCGGCGUUGGUCUUACCAUCAACGGCCAAAAGAACGUGAUAGUGAGAAACAUGAAGAUCGCAAAGGUGCCAGCCGAAUUUGGUGAUGGCAUCACCAUCCAGCUUUCCACAAACGUAUGGGUCGACCACUGCGACUUGUCCGGCGACGAGACUGUAGGCAAAGACACCUACGAUGGACUCGUCGACCUGUCCCACGCAGCCGACUACGUGACCAUCUCAAACACCUACCUCCACAACCACUCCAAAGGCACCCUCGUCGGCCACUCGGACAAGAACUCCGCCGAAGACACCGGCCACCUCCGCGUGACCUACGCAAACAACCACUUCUUCAAGGUCGCCAGCCGCGGCCCCCUCCUCCGCUUCGGCACCGCCCACAUCCUCAACAACUACUACAACGAGCAGGACACGGGCGUCAACACACGCAUGGGCGCCCAGGCCCUCGUCGAGGGCUCCGUCUUCGAGAACUCUGGGAAGAAGAUGGUGUACACCGAGUCGAGCGCGGAAGACGGUUUCGCUGUUGUCGUGGACACCCUGUUUGGUGGACAGAGUGCAAAUACCGCUCCCGCUGGUACCCUCACGAAGGACAAGAUUCCCUACUCGUACACCCCCCUGCGCGCGGCCGAUGUCAAGGCCGCUGUUACCAAGGAGGCUGGUCAGACGCUGGCCAUUUAG